UGUGUUAUGAAGGAGGAGAAAUGGAAACCCGAAGAUCAUAUUCUGCCUCGGGAAACAUGUCUUCCAGUUGUGAGCUCUUCAUGGAUCGAUGCAGCAUCGAAUUCCACCGGUGCAGAUAUUUCUGUUCAGGAAUCACCAUCACCGUCCGGUGCAAGCAGCUCGGACUGUGGUGCGGCAUCCGGUAGUACGGCUCGAAGUGCAAAUACAGACAAUGAUAAACUGUUAUUAGGCACAGAAUGUGUUGUUUGUGGUGAUAAAUCGAGUGGUAAACAUUACGGACAGUUUUCAUGCGAAGGAUGCAAAUCUUUUUUCAAAAGGUCUAUACGUCGAAGUCUCAGCUACACAUGUAGGGGUUCCAAAAAUUGUCCUGUCGAUGUAAAUCAUCGAAAUCAAUGUCAAUAUUGUCGACUAAAAAAGUGUGAAAAAAUGGGAAUGCGUAAAGAAGCUGUACAACGUGGACGAAUACCACCAAACUCGCAGCAUCCUUAUGCAUCGGCAAUGAUCUUUGGGGAUAAUUUGUUAGGCAUGAAUGCAUCUUCAGCAUCGCAUUUCUCGAAUGUUAUCUCGCAUUUGGUUCGCGCUGAGCCAUAUGCUCCGACCAAUUGUAUCCUAACACUUUUACGAGCGAGUUGGGCUGAACUUUUUGUGGUGAAUGCUGCACAAUUCGGUAUGCCCAUACAUGCGGCACCUUUGCUAGCCGCAUCCGGUCUUCACUCAGCCUCACCGUUACCGCCUGAUCGCUUGGUCAUCUUUAUGGAUCGCAUUCGGGUUUUUCAGGGUCAAGUGGAACGACUUAAAUCACUCCAUAUGGAUUCUGCUGAAGUCAGUUGUUUGAAGGCGGUAAUCCUUUUCAGUGCGGAUUGCUGUGGCUUGAAUGAUGUAAUGCGAGUGGAAAGCAUUCAAGAAAGGGUGCAGUCUGCUCUUGAAGAGUACUGUAGAACACAACGUCAACAACAGAUUGGUCGCUUUGGACGUCUUUUAUUGCGAUUACCGAGUCUACGAACAAUCAGUGCAACAGUGAUCGAGCAACUUUUCUUUGUGAAACUCGUUGGUGAAACACCGAUCGAGUUUCUUCUCAGGGAUAUGUUAGGAUCACAGAAUGAGAAUGUUGUUAAGCCGUUCGUUUGGCCUUAUCUUAUACACUCAUAG
Messenger RNA from Anisakis simplex (herring worm), 1149 nucleotides. Lineage: Eukaryota; Metazoa; Nematoda; Chromadorea; Rhabditida; Anisakidae. The record is from the annotation of a GenBank genome assembly.